Molecule: messenger RNA, 1341 nt
Organism: Haemonchus placei
Lineage: Eukaryota; Metazoa; Nematoda; Chromadorea; Rhabditida; Trichostrongylidae
Source: the annotation of a GenBank genome assembly
ACAGCCUUUAGACUUGGCUCAGGAAAAACUUGCAGUCACCAGGAUCAUCGAAAUCUUGUGGAGAUCGGCUGUACGUGUAUCGGCAGCGAUGCUCGUGGUUGCAUUAGUACGAUCCAAAAGGCUUUUUGGAGAGACUAUGGAGAAGUGUUACCCGAAAGUUGCUUACGCUACGCGACGGACAAUUUCCAAUUACGCAUAGACACAAUUCGAACCACUGCCACUGCUAUGUCAACAGCAACAACUACUACAACGGCAACAACAACGUCAAAAACAACAACAACAACAACUACGACAUCGACAACGACGACGACGACGACGACGACGACGACGACGACUAUGACAACGACGACUCCGACAACAACGACGCCAACAGCUACUACCAUUCCGACAACCGCACGUACGACGACUAAGACUUCGACGACUUCUGCAGAACCAUCUACGGCUCUAACAACGACGACAACUCUGACUUCGACGGAGUUAACGACGACACAAAUUCCAUUAUUAGCGACAACAACUACGACGGAGGAGCCUACAACUACUACGGCGACCGCAAAUACGACGACGUCCACGACCAGUGAAGCUGCCGCUAUCUCUACACAAGCAACGACAACAGCUCCAGAAUCGACAACUUUAUCGACGAUAACGAAAGGGUUAAAUGAGACGGUCCCCGUAAUCGGUCUACCGACACUAGAGGAACUCCUCCAGCGAAAAGAAGACCUCAAGGACGAGACCGCACUCUACAUCCUGAUAGUGUGCAGCAUUAUGUUUCUGGAUAUGCUUGUCCAAUUUUUCUUUGUGGACAGGCUUCGCAAUCGAGAUUUCCCAGCCCCUGGCGUGGUUGCUGAAGAAACGCAGGCAGCGCAGGAAGAACCAGAAAAGAAGGCUGGUCCUAAGAAGAAGGCUCGUCUCGGUCCCAAGUCACCAAAGAAACAUGGCCAUCAUGCCAAGCAUCAAAGCAAGAAAAAGGCUAAAGGUAAAAAAGCUAAAAAGGCCACGAAGAAGAAGGCUGGAAAGGGGACCAAAAAGGGUGGCGACGACACAAGCACUAUAGACAAGAUUAUGGACUUAUACGGUCCCAGCAAUGAAUCCGAAGAAGAGAAACCCAGUCUCACUUCUCCUGUUCCGGCUGCUGCUCCUGCUGCUGCUCCUGCUCCUGCUGCUGCUCCUGCUCCUGCUGCUGCUCCUGCUCCAGCUCCAGCUGCUGCCCCAGCUCCGGCUUCGGCUCCUUCGCCUGAACCUGCUCUUGCGGCUCCUGCUGUCGGGAAACUUCCAGAUUUAGGUGCUUCGCCGAAUGACCUAGCGAAGCAAAAAGUUGUUGAUUGGUAUUUAGUGCACCUGUAA